AUGCGCCGGAGCUGUUUUUCUACUCUCCGGCAGCUCCAGCACGACAACCCGCUGGGCCUCCCGCGUUCUGGCACGCCACCAUCCUUCCCUCGUCGCCGUGGCUUACCAGAGCAAAGAAAGAUCCGCGAUGUCAAUAAGAUUGUAGCAGUUUCUUCUGCUAAAGGCGGCGUUGGAAAGUCGACUAUUGCUGUGAACCUCGCCUUAGCACUUGCUAGGCGAGGAAUUCGAACGGGUAUUCUCGAUACUGAUAUUUUCGGUCCCUCUAUUCCUACGUUGUUGAAUUUGUCGGGAGAGCCUCGGCUUGAUGACAAUAAUUGUCUUAUUCCUCUGACGAACUAUGGCCUCAAGUCUAUGUCCAUGGGCUACCUGCUCCCUCCGCCUGCACCGGGAUCCACCAUCACCUCAUCCGAUCCUAAUGUACCGCCAUUGGACACAACACCUAUCUCCUGGCGUGGGCUCAUGGUAUCGAAAGCAAUGAACCAACUUCUGCAUUCUGUUUCGUGGGGCCCACUAGAUGUUCUAAUCCUAGACUUACCCCCGGGAACUGGAGACGUACAGUUAACUAUUAACCAAGAAGUAAUGGUAGACGGCGCGGUGAUUGUGUCCACGCCACAAGACAUUGCUCUUAGGGAUGCUGUUAGAGGCUACGGUCUAUUUGAAAAAAUGAAUGUUCCUGUUUUAGGUAUGGUGCGGAACAUGGCCUUCUUCGCAUGUCCACAUUGCGGUAAGGAAACCAAAAUAUUUUCGAGGGGGUCCAAUGCCCCUCACAGUGGACACGGGCUGCAUACAACUGAGUCCCAUGACUCUGGUGUGGUAGCGGCCUGCGAAAGACUAGGUAUCGAGUUUCUAGGAGACGUUCCUCUCGACGGGAGAGUAUGUGAAGACGCCGAUAGAGGGAUUCCCACUGUUGUUGCUGAAGAAUCAAAUGUCAACAGUCCCAGAAGAAAUGCGUUUUUGACUAUUGCUGAAAAGGUUGUGAAAAAAAUUGGUUUGGAAUGGAAAUGA
This is a messenger RNA of Ophidiomyces ophidiicola, 1005 nucleotides long. RefSeq lists its product as uncharacterized. The transcript is spliced from 4 exons. Gene Ontology annotation, cellular component: mitochondrion. Bases 1 to 1005 code for a protein of 334 amino acids. Gene Ontology annotation, molecular function: ATP binding; ATP-dependent FeS chaperone activity; 4 iron, 4 sulfur cluster binding. Gene Ontology annotation, biological process: mitochondrial respiratory chain complex I assembly; iron-sulfur cluster assembly. Lineage: Eukaryota; Fungi; Ascomycota; Eurotiomycetes; Onygenales; Onygenaceae. The record is from RefSeq and is a predicted model, not a curated record.